Dimorphilus gyrociliatus is the source of this 733-nucleotide messenger RNA. NCBI's taxonomy places the organism in Eukaryota, Metazoa, Annelida, Polychaeta, Dinophilidae. The record is from the annotation of a GenBank genome assembly.
GAUGUCGUACGAUAUCUUAAAGUUAUCGGAUGAUAAGAUUUUCAGAUUCUCAUUAGAUAUGUUACCAACAACUGAAAAAGACUAUAAUCAACGCCGAAUUUCGCCUUUUAUAAAGGGUGCUUUUGGCUUAAUCCUAACAGCCAGUAUUGAUAUGCUAAUAGGAUUUUCCACAUCAUAUUGGGCAACUUGGGAAAAAAUAGAAACUCGAUCAUACGGAGGCUAUGGACUAUGGAAAAUGUGGUCAUGCUCUCCAAAAGAAUUAGGUGAUGGCGAAUAUAGCAGAAACACUUUUACCUGCUCAUAUAAAUUAGCAGGUUGGUUUGAAUUCCCGGGAUGGUAUGUUACAACGCAAGUUUUCUCCUGCAUUGGUUUCGCUGGAAUGCUUCUUACUGUAUUUGGUUUGGCAAUGUAUAUAUGCAGAGUAUCUCUUCGAACUCAGAGAACUAUAUCAGUUUUGAUAACAAUUGGUCAUUGUUCUGGUUUUUCACUUCUAGUCAGUUUGGCAAUAUUCGGUUUUAAAGUUGUGUCUGAUAUUGACGCGAAAAAGACAACUGAAUGGUAUCUCAGUUGGUCAUUUACAUUAAUUUGCACAGCUUUUGUAUUGAAUGAAAUUGCCGCUUCAGUUCUUGCUUCGGAAAAACAUAAAAUUUUAAAAGAUCAGAAAGACACACAAAAACUUGAAGAAGAUAUGAGAAAUGUAUUGACUAAAAUUUCAUCGUUUCAAACCAAAUAA